Drosophila montana is the source of this 1666-nucleotide messenger RNA. RefSeq names its product F-box only protein 9. The record is from RefSeq and is a predicted model, not a curated record. Bases 303 to 1604 code for a protein of 433 amino acids. The transcript is spliced from 3 exons. Gene Ontology annotation, molecular function: protein binding. Lineage: Eukaryota; Metazoa; Arthropoda; Insecta; Diptera; Drosophilidae. Gene Ontology annotation, cellular component: SCF ubiquitin ligase complex; cytoplasm. Gene Ontology annotation, biological process: SCF-dependent proteasomal ubiquitin-dependent protein catabolic process.
AAAAGUAUCGAUACUAGUAAAGAAAAACAUUGCGCAGCAAAAUAUUUAUUCUAUAAAUAUUCGGCUAGUGGGGCUUUUGUGCCAAAUAAUUCGACUGCCUGAUAUAUUGUCCAUGCAGCAGAAAACCACUUUAAAGUCCAUGGGUAGCAAAACGUGUGGCCGUUAUCAACAAUACGCUCGCCCAUUUAUUAUAGUGUCUAACGCUUUUGAUUUUUACACGGAUAUAUAUAUAAAGCUGGAUCGAACGAGUUACUAAAAAACCAAAUUGUAAUUACAGAUAUUUCCCCCUACUGGACAACUCAAUGUCGGAUAGCGGCUUGGGUAUGGCCGACCCGGACACCUCAUCCGAUUAUCAAAGCCGUGCGCUCGAUGAAUUCCGCGUGAACUGGCAGCGCGAGCUACAAGAUCAAAACGAAUCAUCGCGUAUGCCGGCCGAGGCGGGAGAGCAGCCGGCAGAAGCUAAGGCUCAGAGUUUAUAUCGCACUGCUGUUGAGCUGGAGCAGCGGGGCAAAGUGUAUGACGCUCUGGCCUACUACCGCAAAGCCACCCAAAUUGUACCUGAUAUUGAGUUUAAGUUUUAUGAGCAGCAAAAUUUGAAUAACGAUGUCAACAAAUCGUACCACAAUCUGCUCAGCAAUUUUAGCAAGAAUCUCGAUCUGCACGAGACGGAGGCUAAAGAGGAUGUCGUACCAAUUGAUGGUUUGUACGAGAAGUUCCAGCGCGAUCUUUGCUGCGAGGAAAUCUACGGUGGCAAAAUCUUGAUUAACAGUCGCGAUACGAAUGUUCUGACUUCGGGAAGCAACCUACAUAUAUCCGAUCUACCAGCCGAGAUUCUACUACAUAUACUGCGCUGGGUGGUGUCUUCGCAGCUGGAUAUGCGCUCCCUGGAACAGUUUUCGGCCGUAUGCAAAGGCUUCUAUGUGUAUGGACGUGACGAGGAGCUGUGGCGUUUGGCUUGCGUGAAAGUGUGGGGUAGCAAUGUGGGCAGUUUGAAUGCCAAGGAUGGAGGAGCAUGCUACGAGACCUGGCGCGACAUGUUUUUACGGCGUGAACGUGUGCUCUUCAAUGGCUGCUACAUAAGCAAAACAACCUACUUGCGCAUGGGUGAAAAUAGUUUUCAGGAUCAGUUUUAUAGACCACUACAGCUAGUUGAAUAUUAUCGUUAUAUACGCUUUCUGCCCGAUGGCAAGGUGCUCAUGAUGACCAAUGCCGAUGAGCCUGCACAGGGUGUUAAUAAACUGAAACAAAUAUAUCAUACACGUCCUGAUGUACUGCGCGGUCGUUAUCGACUUUUUGGAAGCACUGUCACCCUGGUGCUGCAGAAAACACAGCAAGCGAGGGCCACAACACAGCGACAUCGACGUGGUAGCCUUUUGCCCGGAGACGAGGAGGGGAACAAUACGCAAUAUGUGAUAGAGCUGCGUAUCAUGAACUCACCCAAGCGACGAUUUGCCCAGUUGGUGUGGUCCAAUUACACCUUGGUGCAGCAGCGUAAUAAAGUGGAGACGAGCUCUGCGUUCGAAUUAACUGCUGCCAAGUAUCCGCCGCUGUGGUUCUCCGCCGUUAAGAGCUAUCAUCUGGAUGCAGAUGCGCCGCUGACUUAAAUUUUUCUUUGACUUUCGACCACGUUAAUAAAACAAAUUGCAUAGCGUUUCUCUAAUUAAAA